AUGAAUAAUCAAUAUAAUUAUCAAGCCGACGAUCGGAUUCGUCAGCAACAGGCUAAAGUUCAGGAGGUUGUUGGUAUAAUGAAAGACAAUGUGAAUCUUGUAUUGGAAAGGGAAACUCGUUUAGCAGAAAUCGACACUCGGGCUGAUGAAUUACAAGUUCAAUCCAAACAGUUUCAGGCAGUUGCUGGUCGUGUACGAAGAAAAUACUUUUGGCAAAAUAUGAAGAUGUGGUUUAUUAUUGGAGGAUUAGCUGUUAUAAUUCUUGUGGUUAUUAUUGUUUGGUCCGUAUCUAACAAGCAUAGUUGA
Schistosoma intercalatum is the source of this 306-nucleotide messenger RNA. NCBI's taxonomy places the organism in Eukaryota, Metazoa, Platyhelminthes, Trematoda, Strigeidida, Schistosomatidae. The record is from the annotation of a GenBank genome assembly.